Molecule: messenger RNA, 4544 nt
Organism: Hemicordylus capensis (graceful crag lizard)
Lineage: Eukaryota; Metazoa; Chordata; Lepidosauria; Squamata; Cordylidae
Gene: COMT
Product: catechol-O-methyltransferase
Exons: 5
Coding region: 265-1059 (264 amino acids)
Biological process (GO): developmental process; catecholamine catabolic process; dopamine metabolic process
Cellular component (GO): dendrite; membrane; axon
Molecular function (GO): catechol O-methyltransferase activity; magnesium ion binding
Source: RefSeq, a predicted model, not a curated record
GUGUCACCAGAGACGACAGGCGCUGAACGUUGUCUUUUGAGGUCACCUUUGAGAAACAGCCCUUGCAAGUUGAAUAAGGUUUGGGAGUGGCAAGAGCAGGAGGAGGAGACUUUUAGGAGCUGUUGGUGUCGAAACCUGCAAGUUGUCCCAGUAAUGUGAUCAGACGUGAGCGAGGAUACCACAGCCUCUGGGACAGCUGUGAAGUCGGCACCCUUGUGCUACUGGAGAAGAUUAUAGCACACUGCUCCCACUCUGCUCAGAAAGAUGCUGGGAGGCUGGCUAUUGACCAUCCUGGUGUCUGCCGGUGUCGGCUCAGUCCUUGUGGUGGUGGCCCUCUUCGUGCUCCUCAGAAACAACGUCUACGCGAUCAUCUUCUGGAACGAAAUUGUCCUAGAGAAGAUCACCAAUUUUGUCAUGGACCAGAGCAAGGAGCAGAGGAUUUUGAACUCCGUGUCGUACAAUGCGGUCAAAGGGAGUCCCGAGAGCGUCAUGGACUGCAUAGACAAGUACUGCUCCCAGAAAGAGUGGGCCAUGAACGUAGGAGACGAGAAAGGUUUGAUCCUUGAUCAGAUGGUACAGGAGGCCGACCCCAUGGUCGUUUUGGAGCUGGGAACAUACGUUGGCUACUCAGCGAUCCGGAUGGCUCGGCUUUUGAAACCAAAGGCUCGGCUUCUCACCAUUGAAUUCAACCCCGAGUUUGCCGCGAUCGCAAAAGAAAUUAUCGAGAUUGCUGGCGUCAGCGAUAAGGUGACGAUCCUCGAGGGCCAUUCGGAGGACAUUAUCCCGCAGCUGAAGAAAAAAUACGAGGUGGACACCCUGGAUUUUGUCUUCCUGGACCACUGGAAAGAAAGAUACACACCAGACACCAAGUUGCUGCAAGAAUGUGGUUUGCUGAGGAAGGGCUCCAUUCUCCUGGCUGACAAUAUCAUCUUCCCUGGGGCGCCCGAGUUCGUCAAGUACAUCCGGAACAACCAGCGCUUUGAGUGCACCACCUUCCUUUCUCACCUGGAGUACAUGAAGGCAGAGGAUGCCAUGGAAAAGGCUGUCUACCUGGGAUAGAAACUGAGAGAGAACCUGUGUUCUGUUCACAACAGUACCUCUGUGAGCACACGCCUUAGUCCUGUCUGUGCUUUAGCUUUCUGUCAUUUUGGACUUGCAAUUAAAGCAAGUUAUGAUGUGAGCCCUCUGUUUAAAACAGGCCUGCUCAACUUCGGCCCUCCUGCAGAUGUUGGCCUACAGUUCCCAUAAUUCCUGGCUAUUGGCUGCUGUGGCUGAGAAUUAUGGGAGUUGUAGUCCAAAAACAGCUGGGGGGGCCUAAGUUGAACAGGCCUGGUUUAAAAGGAUCAUAUUAAAUCCAUUAAUGAUUUAAUCGACUAACCCUAUUAAAAAGAAAGCUGGGCUGUAGGAGGCGCUUUUGUCGAAAUAGGCUAGGUGUAGCAUCCAAGGACAGUUUUGUGGUUUUUCUACUUUUGAUUUACAGACAUUUUCAAUGAUCAAUGGAAACAUGGUAAAAUCAACUGCAUCGGUUGGGCUUCUGUUUCUAAAAACAGCAAGGCCAACCGGCUUUAAGUCCAAAAUCGUAAAGUUUGCUUUGUGUUCCUUAGCCAAACACAAAAAGCAAACCAAGAGAUAGAAUCUCAAGGUGCUGUGAAGAAAGAGCCCGAUGCGUUUCAGCCACAAGAGGCUUUCUCCAGGGGCAACGUUUUAGCCUCUUGUUUUGCUUUUGGGCUGGGUGCUUCCUGUUUCCCCCCCCCCUGUCCUGUCCAGUUUGUUUACAGUCACUGACCAGAUAAUCUGCAUUUUUUAACUAAACAUAAUUGGUGAGAAAUACCAGUGAGUAGGUUGAUUCUUGAAAGCUUGCCAGUGGGGUGUGUGGAUAUUUGCUUAUUUUGUACAACUGACUGUGUCUGCUAGUUUGGAGGAGGCGGAAACCUCGGCUGGCACUUUGCUUCUUACUUUUGGGAACCCUUCACUACACACACAGUCCUGCAAGCAACAUGCAGUUGGAAGCCAUCCAAUAUUUCAUAGACAGACCUAGAGAGACACACAAUGCUAAUACCCCAAUUCACUUAUCAAGGAUCACUGCCAAAGUGUGCGUGUGUCUGGACGGAGGGCUCUGCUCUUAUCUUCUCUCUGCUGUAUUUAUUUCCUGUGCAAAUCAUCUCUCCAAACCAAGCAGGUGUGUGCCCAAUUUGAAAUUUCUCCACCUUGCUGUCAAGGAACAGACAUUAUGAGCGGGAGUUGCCAAGCAAUUCUGCUUGUCCCGGAAAUGCUAAACUGGUAAAUUGAUAAGGCCUGCAUUUUGCUUUAUUUUGAAAUAAGCUCGUGAAGCAAUUUAAAAACAUCAUUUACCAAUGUUUGUUUAUAGAGAGAGAGAGAGACCUUCGAUGUUAAAAUGCAUUCCUGGCACAUGAAACCUUAAAUUAGAAAAGGGAUGCUGGAGUGAAGAAAUGACAGCUUGGCACGCCACCUCCAAAAGGCUGAUGCCCCCCUACCCUGGAGCAGUCGCUAUAAGAUUAGUCAAGCAAAACGGGUCUUAGAAGGAAAGGUUGACUCGUGGCGUUUGAUUCCUGAACACCCAUCACACCUCUCUCUAGUAGAACACACACACACAAAACAAACCAUUAGAACCCUGUUGGAAAUGUUGUGUUUGUCAAAGGGACCAGUCAUGCUGACUGAUGACUGUUCAGCUUUCUUUUACUGUUCCUGGGGCCAAGGUACACACUCUCGUUAAAUGCCUAGCCUGGCCCUUCAUGCUAAUUGUUUGCAUUGAAAUGCCAGCCAUGGUGGCUCAGGCCCAAGGCCUAUCUAGUCCAGCAUCCCUUUUCACACCGUGGCCCACCAGAUGCAUCUGGGAAGCCCACAGGCAGGAGAUGAAGGCAUGCCCUCUCUCCUGCUGUUACUCCCCUGCAACUGGCAUUUGGAGGCAUCUUGCCUCUGAGGCUGGAAGUGACCUAUAAAGGGGGUGAGGAUGAUCAGAACUGGAACCAUGAGAAGGGGGGGUCCCCCCACCCCUCUGCUGUUCUGGGCUGCCAUUCUGGGCACUACAUUUUAAGGAGGAUAUUGAUAAACUGGUGUGGGUUGAAAGGAGGACAGCAUAGACGACGAGGGGAGCUGCUCUUGUGGUAGCAAGCAUGACUUGUCCCCAUAGCUAAGCAGUGUCUGCCCUGGUUGCCUCUGAAUGGGAGACUUGAUGUGUGAGCACUGGAAGAGAUUCCCCUCAGGGGAUGGAGCCGCUCUGGGAAGAGCAUCUAGGUUCCAAGUUCCCUCCCUGGCAGCAUCUCCAAGAGAGGGCCGAGAGAGAUUCCUGCCUGCAACUUUGGAGAAGCCACUGCCAGUCUGUGAAGACAAUACUGAGCUAGAUGGACCAAUGGUCUGACUCCGUAUAUGGCAGUUUCCUAUGUUCCUAUGGGGGGGGGGUCUGAAAACUAAGACCUAUGCGGGAGCUGGGUCUGCUUAGCCUGGAGGAGAGAAGACGAAGAGGAAACAUGAUCACUCUCUUCAACUAACUGCAGGGCUGUUGCUCUUGAGGGAAGGAAUAAAGCAAUGCGGAAGAAGCAGAUAUAGGCUAGACAUUAGGAGGAAUUUCCUAACAGUAAGAGCCGUUUGUCUGAAAACCUCCAGCAAUGGAGGUAGAUGGAUCCUCUGUCAGAGGCUGGACAGCACUUUUCAGAGAUGCUGUUGCCCUUUCUUCCUCUGAGUAGAGGGUUUUGAAGAGCUCUAAGGGACCCUUCAGUUCUAAAUUUCUGUGGCUCUUACCGCCUCUCCUAAUGUUACCGCCAACUCGUCUGGUGGAUACACUGAGACGGGCCUUCUCGGUCGCUGCCCCGAGACUGUGGAAUGUGCUCCCUGCUGAGAUACGAUCCUCCCCAUCUCUGGCAAUUUUCAAAAAAACCAACUGAAAACCCGUCUUUUUGCCCAAGCUCUAUCGGCUUCCUAAAAAAAAAAAAAAAAAAUCGGUUUUAAUUUCUAGUUUAUUUUUAUUUAUUUUUUAGUUUUUGUAUAUGUUUUUAACUUGUUUUAUGCUAUUGUUAGCCGCCCAGAGACGAAAGUUUGGGGCGGUGUACAAAUUAGAGAGAGAGGAGAGAGAGAGAGGACAGAGGAGGAAGAGAGGAGAGAGGAGAAAGAGAGGAGAGAGAGGUCUCUGUGUAGGGAGAGGUUUGUCACUAAGUCGUCCGUUGCCACUGGAGCCAACUGGCAGAUUCCCUCUCCAAGCAAAUGGCAACCUUGUGUGUGUGUGGGGGGAGAAGUGUUUUGGGGAAAAGUUCUCUUUCUGCACGGUUCCUGAUCCUCUCCCCUCCCUGCUUUGUGGCUGCUGUCUGCAUUGGAAAGAAAUGAGCCUGAAAGGCCAGGCAUGUUCAGUGUCACGUGUUAAGUUGGCCCUUGCCUUUCCGCCUUCUACAGCCAAGUCACAUCAUUGCUUACAAGUGAGAGGCCAACACAGAGAAUUACCGCGUCUUGCUAAAAGUUACGUACUGCUGGUCACUGGUCUAAAAUGACAUGCAAUUCAGAUUUAUAAAUAAAAAUAGUUUUUCCAAAGAGAA